Molecule: messenger RNA, 1020 nt
Organism: Diceros bicornis minor
Lineage: Eukaryota; Metazoa; Chordata; Mammalia; Perissodactyla; Rhinocerotidae
Gene: SDSL
Product: serine dehydratase like
Exons: 8
Coding region: 1-1020 (339 amino acids)
Biological process (GO): L-serine catabolic process; L-threonine catabolic process
Molecular function (GO): L-serine ammonia-lyase activity; threonine deaminase activity; pyridoxal phosphate binding
Source: RefSeq, a predicted model, not a curated record
AUGGAGGGCUCCCCGGCAGCGCGUGCUAAGGGUGAGCGCUUCCACACGGUCACGCCUCUGCUGGAGAGCUGGGCACUGUCCCAGGUGGCGGGCACGACUGUCCUCCUCAAGUGUGAGAAUGUGCAGCCGACCGGCUCCUUCAAGAUCCGGGGCAUCGGGCAUUUCUGCCAGGAGGUGGCCAAGAAGGGAUGCAGACACCUGGUGUGUGCCUCAGCAUUCUUCCCAUCAUUCAGGACUCAUGGAAGGGGCAAUGCAGGCAUGGCUGCUGCUUACUCAGCUCGGAAGCUGGGCAUUCCCGUCACCAUCGUGCUCCCGGAGGGCACCUCCCUGCAGGUGGUGAGGAGGCUGCAGGGGCAGGGGGCUGAGGUCCAGCUGACUGGAAAGGUCUGGGAUGAGGCCAAUCUGAGAGCACAAGAGUUGGCUAAAAGGGAUGGCUGGGAGAACGUCUCCCCGUUCAACCACCCUCUGAUAUGGGAAGGCCAUGCCAGCCUCGUGCAGGAGCUGAAGGCAGAGCUGGGGACCCCGCCAGGGGCCGUGGUGCUGUCGGUGGGGGGCGGGGGGCUCCUGGCUGGGGUGUCGGCUGGCCUGGCGGAGGUGGGCUGGCAGCACGUGCCCAUCAUCGCCAUGGAGACCCGAGGGGCUCACUGUUUCAAUGCGGCCGUCCAGGCGGGCAGGCUGGUCACACUGCCGGACAUCACCAGCGUGGCCAGGUCCCUGGGUGCCAAGACGGUGGUUGCGCGGGCCCUGGAGUGCACGAAGGAGUUUGAAAUCUUCUCUGAGGUGGUGGAGGACACGGAGGCUGUGAGUGCCGUGCAGAGGUUCCUGGAUGACGAGCGUAUGCUGGUGGAGCCUGCCUGCGGGGCAUCCUUGGCUGCCAUCUACUCAGGCCUCCUGCAGAGGCUCCAGGCUGAGGGCCGCCUGCGCCCCUCCCUGGCCCCGGUUGUGGUCAUCGUGUGCGGAGGCAACAGCAUUGACAGCCGACAGCUGCAGGCUCUGAGAGCUCAGCUGGGCCAGAGCUGA